AUGAAGUUUUUGGCCCCUCAGAGUAGUGUAAUAUAUGAUAAGAGGAGUUUAGAUUUUCAGCAUUCUCUUGAAGUGGAAUAUGAUUUUUGGCUUUCUCUUGAAAUGGAGUGUGCAGUAUUUUAUUUUCAGGCUAAGAUGAACUGGACUUUGAAUAGAAGAUUGAAGCAAGCAGAUGAUGGCAAAACCAAUAACAAGAAAGUCGAAAUCAAGGUCGAGGCAGAGGUAGAGGCCAAAGUUGAAAAUAAAAAUUCCAGUAAAGUUCAGUGUAAAGGUCAUAGUCAAAGUAAAAAUCCUGAUUUAAUAGAGGUAGUAGAUAAAACAAUAAAUGAUGAGGCUUUGAAUGAUAAACAUAAAAGGUCAAUAGUAUCAAGUUCAGAUGAUAAGAAUGAUGGUAACCAAACUGAUGAUUCCAACAAAUCUUCUCAAGUUUCUGCAAAUGAAAAUGAUUCAACCUUAUUACACACAAAUACAAGAUUAGAAAAUGAUAACAAAACUUUCCAAAAAGAAUUAAGUGAAAUUAAAGAUGCUAUUGGGUCAAGUGAUAAAAGUUUAAAAGCAGUAUCAUCAAACAAAAAAGGGCACAGUUGGAUUGAUGUUUAUAUUUCAUAUAUUACUGAAGACUAUACAAAUAUCCAACAAAAGAACAAGUUAAAAAGGCUUCCUUGCAUAUAUUAA
This is a messenger RNA of Rhizophagus irregularis DAOM 181602=DAOM 197198, 675 nucleotides long. NCBI's taxonomy places the organism in Eukaryota, Fungi, Glomeromycota, Glomeromycetes, Glomerales, Glomeraceae. The record is from RefSeq and is a predicted model, not a curated record.